Molecule: messenger RNA, 6622 nt
Organism: Solea senegalensis (Senegalese sole)
Lineage: Eukaryota; Metazoa; Chordata; Actinopteri; Pleuronectiformes; Soleidae
Gene: fgd1
Product: FYVE, RhoGEF and PH domain containing 1
Exons: 18
Coding region: 243-3260 (1005 amino acids)
Biological process (GO): cytoskeleton organization; filopodium assembly
Cellular component (GO): cytoplasm
Molecular function (GO): guanyl-nucleotide exchange factor activity; metal ion binding
Source: RefSeq, a predicted model, not a curated record
CCCACUGAACCAAACCGAGCGGAUCUAACCUACUUAUCUGCGGUGAAGCGGCAUCUGCGGCUCUGCGGUGACUGUGUGUGUGUGUGUAAGAGAGAGAGACGGUGGGUCCGGUCCGGUCCGUGUGCCGCGGUGUGUGUGUCGGUGUCGGUGUCGGUGUGUGUGUGUGUGUGUGUGUGUGUGUGUGUUUCCAGCGGUGCACCGGGAGAGAGAGCCGCUCUCUCUCUCACCAACAUUUGUCUUUAAUGACCGGAUUUGUGUUUUGCUGCGCGAUGUACAUGGACAGAAGCAGAGGUCCCUCCUCCUCCUCCAGUCCCAGCCUGCUGACUAAGAGUCUACCUCUGGAGCCGUCCUGUUCACCGUGCGGUCACCAGGUGGCGCUGGAUGCUGACACUCCACAGCAGCCGACCUCUGACCUGGGGCUCGUCUCCUCCCCCUCAGACCCCACCUCCCUGGAGAGAGGGGCUCCGGGAAUGAAGCAACAGAGCUCGGCUAGUGAGCCGAGACCGUCGGAUUUAACUCCACUGAGCAGGAGCAGAGCGCCCCCACCUGGACCCAAACCUCAGGUCCCUCCGAAGCCCCCCCACCUUCAGCAGGCGACGCUGUCGCAACCACGACCCAGGGUUCCAGGGAAGCCCCUCCCCCCUCCUCCACCAUGUAGACCACUCCCAGCAGAUCCCAGAGGGGGGCGUGUUGCGCCCACACGCGCCGAUGGCACCGCGUCCCCCACAUGUGUCCUGUCACUCAUCGAGAAGUUUGAACGGGAGCAGAUCAUCGUAGUUCCUGACAUCACUGGGGGGGCGUUAUGUCCCCGCCUCCCUGACCCGCCCUCCCCUUGUCCCUCUUCACCACCGUCCACCCUCGCUCCUCCCUUACCUGACGAGGCGCUUCCCUCUCCGGUCAAAGGUCGUGAUGACAUCACAGCGGGGGAUGAGCAGGGUGACCCACAGGCUGAUGACGAUGAUGAUCAUCAUGAUGAUGAUGAUGAUGAUGAUGAUGAAGAUGAAGAGCUGACAGCAGCUUGUCUCGAUGACGUCCAUCAGAAGCGUUUGUCCAUGGAGUCGGGCUGCAGUGCCUCAGAGAAGCUCCUGGAAGAGAAGGUGGUUGCCGUGGAGAUGAGGGAGCAACAACAACAACAGCAGCCACCGCUGGACCAAUCAGAGCUUCCAUCUGAGCUUUUGUCCCUCCCCUCCUCGCAGACGGACGGGAAGCUGGCGAAUCGGGACAGUGGGAUCGACAGCAUCAGUUCUCCGUCACACAGCGAGGAGCUGUGCUUCGCUGGCAUUGAUGAUGGGGGUGUGGUCUACUCUUGCAGCCCCGCCCUUCUGCCCCGUCUCUCCAGCUCAUCCUCAUAUGCUGGUGAGGGAGAGGGGGAGGAGGCGGGCGUGAGGGGAGCGGCGAGGAGGAGGAGGGACUUCUCUGAGGAGGGUGACAGUGACCUGGAGGAGGAGGAGGCGGAGCUUACGCUAGUGCUGCCUCCACCCACAACAACAGAAAGACAGGAUUCUGCUGAGAUGUCCGUCCAGCAACGGGUUUUCAACAUCGCCAACGAGCUGUUGCACACUGAGACCGCCUACGUCUCUAAGCUCCACCUUCUGGACCAGGUCUUCUGUGCCAGACUCCUGGAGGAGGCUCGCUCUCGCUCAUCGUUCCCCUGUGAUGUGGUUCAGGGAAUCUUCUCCAACAUCUGCUCCAUCUACUGCUUCCACCAGCAGUUCCUGCUGCCAGCGCUGCAGAAGAGAAUGGAGGAGUGGGAUUCGAACCCUCGGAUCGGGGACAUCCUGCAGAAGUUGGCUCCCUUCCUGAAGAUGUACGGAGAGUAUGUGAAGAACUUUGACCGGGCCAUGGAGCUUGUCAACACGUGGACAGAGAGGUCAACUCAGUUCAAGAGCAUCGUCCAUGAGAUCCAGAGGGAGGAGCGUUGUGCUAACCUGACUCUACAGCAUCACAUGUUGGAGCCAGUUCAAAGAAUUCCUCGUUACGAGCUUCUGCUAAAAGAUUAUCUGCACCGACUACCAGAGGACGCCCCGGACUGCAGGGACGCCCAGAAGUCUCUAGAGCUCAUCGCCACAGCAGCAGAACAUUCAAACGCCGCCAUCAGGAAGAUGGAGAGAAUGAGGAAACUGUUGAAGGUCUACGAGUUGUUGGGAGGAGAAGAAGACAUUGUGAACCCGACCAACGAGCUGGUGAAAGAGGGACACAUCCUGAAACUGUCCAACAAGAACGGGACGACGCAGGACCGAUACCUCAUACUGUUCAGCGACAGGCUGCUGUACUGUGUCCCAAAGCUGCGCCUGAUUGGUCAGAAAUAUGGCGUCCGCGCUCGCAUUGAUGUGGACGGCAUGGAGCUGAAGGAGACGAGCAGCACCGCUGUGUCGAGAACCUUCCUGGUGUCAGGAAAACAGAGGUCAUUGGAGCUGCAGGCCAGGACAGAGGAGGACAAGAAGGACUGGAUCCAGGCCAUCCAGGUGACCAUUCAGAGACAUGAACAGACGAUGGAGAGCUCAAGACAUUUAACCUGUUCACUACGUGAUGAAGAGUCCACACCUCCUCACUCCCCGAGUUGUGUGGAGUUGGGGAAACGAGCUCCAACUCCGAUCAGAGAGAAUGAGGUCACUCUGUGUAUGAAAUGUCAGGAGCCGUUUAACUCCAUCACCAAGAGACGACAUCACUGUAAAGCCUGUGGACACGUGGUUUGUGGGAAGUGUUCAGAGUUUCGUGCUCGUUUGUCGUACGACAACAACCGAGCCAAUCGCGUUUGUGUGGACUGCUAUGUGACGCUGGUGGGUGUGUUUCCCUCGCCCGCCGCACUGAGCAGCAGCACACAGAGGAGGCGCUCAAUCCUGGAGAAACAGGCCUCGCUGGCGGCAGAGAACAGUGUCAUGUGUAGUUUCCUUCACCACAUGGAGAAGGGAGGGGGGCGGGGCUGGCAGAGGGCGUGGUUUGUCAUCCCUGAGAACGAGCCACUGGUGCUUUACAUCUACGGAGCGCCGCAGGACGUGAAGGCGCAGCGCAGUGUCCCUCUGAUUGGCUUCGAUGUCUCACUCCCUGAGUCAAGUGACCGCCUGGAGAGACGCCACGCCUUCAAGAUGUCCCAGAGUCAUCUGACGCUGUACUUCAGCGCUGACGGGGAGGAGCUACAACGGCGGUGGAUGGAUGUCCUGUCCAGGGCCGGGAGGGGGGAGGAGCCUCAGGUCCAACGGCCAAUCGUGGAGAGCCUAGAGGAGGAGGGGGAGGAGCUUGCAGAGAACGAAAACACAUGAUUCUAUUGGAUGAGAAAGAAUGACGAUGAAGAAGACAGGGCCUGAUGAUAGAGAUCAGUCCAUAAUGGCAACACACCCACACACACACACACACAGAACCUAUGUAUAUUUACAUUUGCAUGACUCCGCCCACUGUCGACACAACAUGACCUCUCUUUCUCUCUCUCAUGUUGCUUAACCAUAUCUGACCUGUGUCAGGUGAGCUGGGCGGAGCCUCACUCCCUCCACACCCAUGAUUCUCAGCUGCUGUCGCCAUGGAGACACCUCCAGCCACAGUUGUGACAUUGUGAAUUUAUUCGACGUCGUUCCACGUCUCUCACUGUGAUUGGUCGUUUGUUGUGAUUACAUCAUCGACCACAAAUCAGCUGACAUUUGCUGACAGACUGAACCACGCCUAUGUUUACACUCAAACAUGUGUCAGUCAGUGGAGCCUCCCUGUGGCCAGUCACAGUACUGCGGCGCUUUGUACCAGUGGUGGAGCAGGGUACUGCAACAACACAAAGAGUCAGAAGAAGACUAUAUAUAAAGUUUAACUGGAGGAGAUUUUAUACAUUCAGAUUCUAAUCAUUGACAAUAUUAAUAUAUACAUUUAUAUGCGUAUAUAUAUGUAUAUAAAAUAAGAAUUAAUGGUGUGUUCAAAAGUCUGAGCAAAGUCGGAGCAACCUCACAAACGCAAGCCUCCAAGAUGGCCGCCACUCACGUCAGUGGUGAAAACACUGAUACUUUUACUUUUUAAUUUAAUUUAUGUAAAUGGUCGCACCAUAAGAAGCAACCUGAUCAAUUAUAUAAAGUAUAUUUGAGGCUAAUGAACAAAAAAUGUUCUAUAGUUUGACUCAUGGGCACAAAACGUGCACAGGCAUUUACUGUAUAUACACAAUAUAUACAUACAUACGUGUACACACACACACACACACAGUUGAUGCAGGAAAGUAUAUUAUGAUAAUAAUUAUAUAUGUAUAUAUAUAUAUACAUAUAUAUAUAAAAACAUAUACAGUACAUAGACACAGUGCUCCUUCCAAAAACAUAAACGUGGACACACGUGAACCUCACACCGAACAAUGACCCGUCCAUCAAGAAAACGUUCUGAUGUGUGAUGUCAUCGCAGAGGUGUGUGAUGUCGUCACAGAGCCGUCUGAAAAGCGUGGACGCUGCGUCCCUCCUGAAGAAAACCGCUCAGUGUUAAGUCUGACCUGCGGAAACUCCUCAGUGAUGUCACAGCUGCUGAACUACACUUCCCAGCAUCCUCUUCUCUGAGGAGUGACCCUGCAGCUUCUCAUCACUGCCGCCCUGAAGAAACCCCUGGGAUUACAGAACUUCAUUUAAAUUUAAAUUUAAAUUUAAAUUUAAACCAAACAAUUUAUUUGUUUCAUCGUCAAUUUAAUUUAUAACUGUCAUUUAAAUUAUUUAAUAUCAUGUUUCCCUGGAAAAAUUUAAAAAGUGAAAUUUAAUAUGUCAAACAUGUUGAACAUGAGAAAGCUUCAGUUUUUAUUGUGGAGUUUAUGAAGAAAUGAUAAUUCAUAUUUUAAAAAAAAAAUCAUUGAUGAUAAAAAUAUUAACUGUGAGAUGUGAGAAGAACCAUGACCUCUGACCUCCUUGGGUCAUGGACUCGCUGAUGUUCAGUUUAAGAAGAGACUCGUUGUUUUAAUGAUGCUGUUGUCGUUGUUGUUUAUUAAUCUUGUUGUUUACGUGUUUAUGAAUCUGCCUUGUGUUUGUUUGCUUGAUGCAAAAAGAAAUAGUCAAGACUUUUGUAAAUAUUAAUUUAUUCUCACGUGGCCCCUCCCCCCCAGUCAUGUGACUGUGCAGUGGUGAAUUGUUCCUCCCUCAGUUAGAGCCCAGCAGGCGGCCAUGUUGGCUUGACUAGCUGAAGGUUCAAUUCUCUGUCACACUGUGUUUACUUUGCAUUAGCCUAGCGUAGCAUCAAGAUGGAGGCAGGAGUGAGCAUUCAUUUAGCUUAAACCAGCUAACUGAGACAACUCAGGCUAAUGAUGCUAACCGGGGUUAGUGGGUUAACCUUUCUGCUACGGCAUGUGUACUUCUCAUUUCUGUAACACCUAGACCGUUUGUGAUAUCAACAAAAUUCAAAAACUAUGGACUGCUGAUCUGUCCAGGGUGUGACUCCGCCUUUCACCCUAUGUCAGCUGAGAAUGGCACAGCAACCCCACGACCCUCAUGUGGAGGAUAAAGUGGUAGAAGACAGAUAGAUGGAUACCGGAAAGCAGAGAAAUCGAGCUUUGCGCCAAUAUACUUGUCAUUACGGUUGACAACCGCGUAACUCACUCACUCAUUGAACACUUUUUGACAAUUCUACAGCCAUGAAAUUCAAAUAAAUCUAGGCGGCCUGAUUAUAAUGGCGGUCAUAAGAGGGUCAAAAUGAUUUGACUGUGCUGUUAUUUAAUUAGGCUAACAGUUCAGCUCCUCAUCCAGUCUUUGUGCUAAGCUAGGCUAAACAAAAUCUGGACAGUGAAUUUCUCACAGUGUUGGACUGUGUGGUGCUCAGUGUGUGUGUGUGUGUGAUUGUUACAGCGUGUUUUUAGCAUGGUUUUAGCGUGUCCAGCAGACUCCGCCCACUGAGGUAACACCUUCAUCAGGUGAAAGAGACGGUUCCUAGUUCUGGUUCUAACUGGUUCUGAUCAGCGCAGCUUCAGUGACAUCACAUUCCAGUUAGCGGUGUGGCUUACACUCAGUUUUAAAUGUUGCUGAACAGUGGAACGGCUUCAAAUGUUUGAUUUGGUUGAACAAAAAACUAAUUUACAGCCAGUUCAAACCAGUCAGAGCGAGACACUUCAGACCAGUUUUGAGCAGUUUUUUUACUUCCUGUUUGUGCUGAUUGUGCCAAGGUUUGUGUUCCUUCAUCACAGUGAUGUCAUCAUCCUGCCCCGUCAUUAAUGGCUGCUGUUACAUGGGUUGCUGAGGUCAGGGGUCAGAGGUCAACAUUUCUGAUUUGAGCUGUGUUAUUAUGCUGUUACCAUGGCAACAUUGGGAGGUUGAAAGAAAACAAAUACUAAUACUAAUAUUUCAGUUUGAAGAUGAGGAACAUAUGUUUUGACUCAGCUGUCAAAGAACCAAUCAGAGGAGUACGAGGCCAUGAUGGCAUGUGACCACAGUGACCCGCCCCUUAGUGGUGAGAGUCUAGUUACCAUGACAUCCUGCAGGUGUAACAGCAGCAUGUCUGUGCUCCCUCUGCUACUUUGUUGUUAUGGAUUAUGGAUUGAGUGAUUGAUUGAUUGAUUGAUUGAUUGAUUGCAGGUUAUUGGUUAGUGGCCGGCCACUGCCUUCCAUCCUGUCUGUUACCCAUCAUGCCUUUCUGUACGAACAUGUUUAUGAGGAUACACAAGAAAUAAAAACAAAACUGACUGUAAAAA